Messenger RNA from Magallana angulata, 1312 nucleotides. Its product is annotated as prostaglandin E2 receptor EP4 subtype-like. Gene Ontology annotation, cellular component: plasma membrane. The record is from RefSeq and is a predicted model, not a curated record. The transcript is spliced from 2 exons. Bases 169 to 1248 code for a protein of 359 amino acids. Gene Ontology annotation, molecular function: G protein-coupled receptor activity. Gene Ontology annotation, biological process: inflammatory response; positive regulation of cytosolic calcium ion concentration; adenylate cyclase-activating G protein-coupled receptor signaling pathway. Lineage: Eukaryota; Metazoa; Mollusca; Bivalvia; Ostreida; Ostreidae.
AAGAUUUGGUUAAAGGUCGAUAUUUUAUUAAUUGAUAAAAUUUUACAGAUUACUUUCAGUCAAUCUCGCAAUUUAGCGUUAGUGGUGGCAUAUAAAACAUUAGAUGGCGUGAAUCUUAAUUCAGACAAUCUGAGGAAAUCUGAAAAAUCGGACGGACUUCUCACUACCAUGUACGUAUCCUAUUACAAUACAACAGACGUGGACAACGAAUCCACUACUUCUACAGAGGCAGUCAUUGCCGUCACCAAUUCUACUCCUCAGCAUAACUUCAGCACCACCACGCAUAUAUACGAAAAUAUCGCUCCUGUCACCCUGUUGUUUUUCUUUGGAGUGGCUGGUAACAUCAUUGCUGUGCUCGUUCUGUUUUGUUCUUCAAAAACUCACAAAUGGCGUCCGUUCUACAAACUCGUUUGUGGACUGGCCAUUUCAGAUGGUGGGGGAAUACUUGCGUCCUACCCAAUCGCCGAGUAUCGAUACAUUUCUAAUUUUGAAUACGUGUUCCCCAAACAUUUGUGCGAUUACUUAGGAUUCGUCUUCAUGUUCACCUUAAUGUCGUCUGCAAUGAUUGUCUGCUGCAUGUCAAUUGAUCGCUUCUUUGCAAUAUUUUUCCCGUUCCUAUACAACACUCCUACUAAGAAUCGUCGAACUUGGAUAAUGCUGGGGAUCGUCUGGAUCUUAGCAGGAGUCCUUAGCUCUCUGCAUCUGUAUGGUUUGGGCGCGAGUAUGAACUACUACCCAGGGUCCUGGUGUUUUCUGGACUUCAUCGACAUGUCGGUGACAUCAAAGGUCAUCUACUCCUACAUCUACGCCACCACUGGAGCAAUAGUUGUUAUAAUGACUGUGUUCAUCAACUUCUUGGUGAUCAUUUUUUUCAUCAGGAACAAGUUCAGCAAGACUGCCACGAAGACCAAGCGCAAUGACCUUCCAGUGGUCCUCUUCCUGUUAGCGAUCGUCGUACUCUUCACUUCCUGCUGGGCUCCACUUAUGGUGAAUGUAUUUCAGCACGCGACGUUUUCUGUAAGUGGGCAGGGAAAAACAGAGCUCACUUUUUUGCGCAUGGCCGUGACCAAUUCGGUGAUUGAUCCAUGGCUUUACAUUUUGUUUCGGAAGGAGAAUCUUGUAAUCCUGGUAAAUUUUGGGAAUCGUUUACUUGGAAGAAACAACAGUCCACGGCCAUCAAACACAUCAAGAUCGAGGGACUCUCAGAAAACAAACAACGAGACAAUAAAAACAGUUAGUACCAUGUAGGAUGUUGAAUUGAGAAUAUAAAAUUCAAGUCAGAAACGAUUGUCAGAAGUUGACUGUUAGCAUU